Molecule: messenger RNA, 2856 nt
Organism: Tarenaya hassleriana
Lineage: Eukaryota; Viridiplantae; Streptophyta; Magnoliopsida; Brassicales; Cleomaceae
Product: potassium transporter 6-like
Exons: 9
Coding region: 331-2682 (783 amino acids)
Biological process (GO): potassium ion transmembrane transport
Cellular component (GO): membrane
Molecular function (GO): potassium ion transmembrane transporter activity
Source: RefSeq, a predicted model, not a curated record
AAUUGUUAAUCGAGAUUUUAAAAAUUCACAAAACCAAAAAAAAAAAAACCUCUUUUUCUCUAAAAAUCUUGCCUUUGUCGUCUGAAUUUCGAAACCCAUAAUAAAAAAUCUCAUAUUCGUUCUCUUUCUCGGCUUUCUCCAUUUUUUUUCAAAAGUUUUAUAUUAUUCUUCGCCGUUCAUCUCUGUUUUGAGUAAUAAAACAAUCAUUUUCCUUGAUUGCUCGAAUCUGUCAGUUUCUCUGGAGCCCUUAACUUGACUGGGCAGAGUUGAAUCUUUCCCGAUUUUGCGAACAUAAUUCAUGGACGUCUCCAGUUCUUGACUCUGCCCACCAUGGAUUUGGAACCCGGAAGUUACCAGAACAUCGUCAAGAGAGAAUCAUGGAGAACUGUAUUGACAUUAGCUUAUCAGAGCUUGGGGGUUGUCUAUGGAGAUUUGAGCACUUCCCCUUUGUAUGUAUACAAGAGCACGUUCGCAGAGGAUAUUCAUCACUCGGAGACAAACGAAGAGAUCUUCGGCGUUUUGUCUUUUGUCUUCUGGACCAUCACUCUGGUCCCUCUCCUCAAAUACGUGUUCAUAGUCCUCAGAGCCGACGAUAAUGGCGAGGGAGGGACUUUCGCUCUCUACUCACUGCUGUGUCGACACGCCCGAGUCAACUCGCUCCCGAAUUGCCAGUUGGCCGACGAAGAGCUCAUCGAGUACAAGAAGGACUCGAUCGGGUCAGCGCCCAAAUCGGGAUUUGGAGCCGGUCUUAAAUCUACACUGGAGAAACACAGGGUGUUGCAGAGGAUUUUGCUUGUCCUGGCUUUGAUUGGGACUUGUAUGGUGAUCGGCGAUGGUGUCCUAACGCCAGCCAUCUCUGUUUUCUCCGCAGUUUCUGGAGUCGAGCUUUCAAUGUCGAAGGAGCAUCACAAAUAUGUAGAAGUACCGGUCGCUUGCCUUAUACUGAUAUGCUUGUUCGCACUUCAGCAUUACGGCACACACAGAGUCGGGUUCUUGUUCGCACCCGUGGUUCUGAUAUGGCUUCUCUGCAUCAGCACCAUCGGCCUUUACAACAUCGUUGUCUGGAAUCCGCACAUUUACCGAGCGCUCUCUCCCUAUCACAUGUACAAGUUCCUGAAGAAAACUCAGCGUGGAGGCUGGAUGUCUUUGGGUGGGAUCUUGCUUUGCAUUACAGGGUCCGAAGCCAUGUUUGCAGACCUUGGACAUUUUUCGCAAUUGUCGAUCAAGAUUGCUUUUACAUUGCUCGUUUACCCGUCCCUGAUCCUCGCCUACAUGGGACAAGCGGCAUACCUUUCCCAGCACCAUGUCAUUGAAAGCGAGUACAGAAUCGGAUUUUACGUCUCUGUUCCCGAGAAACUAAGGUGGCCGGUUCUGGUUAUAGCCAUACUGGCGGCAGUGGGGGGGGGGGAAGCCAUAAUCACCGGAACUUUCUCGAUCAUCAAACAGUGCUCGGCCCUCAACUGCUUCCCAAAAGUAAAGAUUGUUCACACUUCGUCCAAGAUCCACGGUCAGAUUUACAUCCCCGAAAUCAACUGGAUCUUGAUGCUCUUGUGCUUGGCCGUCACCAUCGGUUUCCGGGAUACCAAGCGGAUGGGUAAUGCCUCAGGUCUUGCGGUUAUAACUGUCAUGCUUGUGACAACAUGUCUGAUGUCGCUCGUCAUCGUACUCUGCUGGCACAAGAGUGUCGUAUUUGCAAUCGCCUUUGUUUUGUUCUUCGGGACCAUCGAGGCGCUCUACUUCUCGGCCUCCUUGAUAAAGUUCCUCGAAGGAGCGUGGGUCCCGAUUGUCCUCGCCUUCGUCUUCCUCCUCGUCAUGUGCGUUUGGCACUAUGGCACCCUCAAACGUUAUGAAUUCGACGUCCAGAACAAGGUCUCUGUCAACUGGCUCCUCAGCCUCGGACAGAGCCUCGGGAUUGCCCGUGUUCGCGGCAUUGGCCUCGUCCACACCGAGCUCGUCUCUGGUGUUCCGGCCAUUUUCUCCCAUUUCGUCACAAAUCUCCCCGCCUUCCAUCAGGUAUUGGUCUUCCUUUGCGUCAAGGCGGUCCCAGUCCCGCACGUCCGGGCCGAGGAACGGUUCCUCGUCGGCCGAAUCGGUCCCCGACACUUCCGGAUGUACAGGUGCAUUGUCCGAUAUGGGUACCGCGACGUGCACAAGGACGACAUCGAGUUCGAGCACGAACUCGUCUGCAGCAUCGCCGAGUUCGUGCGGUCGGAGGCCGUGACCGCCACCGAAACCGAGAACGACGGUUUCCAGGAUGGGGACUGCGACAGAAUGGCAGUCGUCGGAACAAGUUCCAGCCACACGCAAGGCAUUAAGAUAAGCGAGGACGACGACAUAGACGAGCCGGGACCGUCGGAAAGGAGGGAGAUCGUAUCGCCGCCAUUGCCGAUCGGGAAGAAGCCGAGGAAGAAGAAGAGGGUGAGAUUCAUCGUGCCGGAGAGCGUGAAGAUGGAGAAGGAGACGAGGGAGGAGGUGGAGGAGCUGAACGAGGCGCGUGAAGGGGGAGUGGCUUACAUAAUGGGACACGCCUACAUGAAGGCGAAGCCUGGCUCCGGUCUCUUCAAGAGACUCGCCAUUAACGUCGGUUACGAGUUCCUUCGUCGGAACAGUAGAGGCUCGACGCUAUCGCUCUCCGCCCCGCACGCGUCCACGCUAGAGGUCGGCAUGAUCUACCAUGUCUGAACGGAAGGGGUAUUUCCGUCUUUUUGUACAUGAUUUUUUUUUCUUUUAGUGAUGUAUGGUGUGUUGUUUUAGUAUCUCAUCUUCAAUGGCUUUAAAAUGUGAAUCAAAAGGCCAAAAGUUUUGGACUCUGUUUCUUGAGGUGUUUUUAUAUAGAUGGAGAAAUUUUUGUAUCAA